Messenger RNA from Fusarium oxysporum Fo47, 1927 nucleotides. RefSeq names its product WD40-repeat-containing domain protein. Gene Ontology annotation, molecular function: protein binding; RNA binding. Gene Ontology annotation, cellular component: SMN complex. NCBI's taxonomy places the organism in Eukaryota, Fungi, Ascomycota, Sordariomycetes, Hypocreales, Nectriaceae. The transcript has 4 exons. Gene Ontology annotation, biological process: spliceosomal snRNP assembly. The coding region runs from base 481 to 1539 and encodes 352 amino acids. The record is from RefSeq and is a predicted model, not a curated record.
CUUCCCUGUCCAACCUGUUUCGUCCUCCCGUCUUCGCAAAUAUUUGGCAAAUUCAUCACCGCCCUCCUUUCCUCUCUCUCUCUCCUCUCCUUUCUCUUCUCAAGGGGGUUCGCUUUGGGGGCAAUAUUCACGCUUCUUGACCUCACGACACGACCUGAUACAAUCACGACCUUAACGUUCCGAUUCUCCAUCUCUUUCCUUCAAGUUUUGGGCUCGUCAUUGUCAUUUGCUCGAGAAAGACGCUCCACACUUCUGCGACGACACGCGACAAGCUCUGCCACGAGUCACGAUUUAAAUCACUCUUAACGACGCAUACGACUGUUACGGCCUCUCUCAUUUCCCAAUUUUGACAUCCUCGAUUAAUAUCGGGUAUCUCGCUACUCUCUAGACCGACAUCGAAUACUACAGCUGGCCGCAAUUGGCUAGAUUCCCAUCAACGAACCGAUUCCCCGCUCGUCUUCGCUUCUCUAUUCUGUCGCAAUGGCUUCCGAACCUCGACAAUACCAUCCUCUGACCUGCCACGGUCAUUCUCGACCUGUUCCUCAUAUCGCCUUCUCUGCCUUUGAGAAGGAAAAUGAGAAGGAAAUUGAGAAGAAGACCGACAGCUUCUUUCUGAUCUCGGCCUGCAAAGAUGGCAACCCUAUGCUUCGAAACGGUAUGACCGGCGACUGGAUUGGCACUUUUAUCGGUCACAAGGGUGCUGUUUGGCAAGCUAGACUGAGCCCUGAUACUUGCAGCGCAGCGACUGCAUCGGCCGAUUUCACAGCCAAAAUUUGGGACACUUACUCCGGCGAGUUGCUCUAUACGCUGCAACACGAUCACAUUGUCCGUGCCAUUGCCUACCCUCCCGACAACUCGGAUCUUAUCGCGACCGGUGGUUUCGAGAAGAAGCUGCGCAUCUUUGAUCUCUCGGAGCUGUCUUCUACUGGGUCCCCUGCUACAAUCCCCGCCUCCGCUGGCUUCGAGAUCGGCGAAGGUGUUCAUACUGGUUCGAUCAAGUUCAUUUGCUGGACCCAGGACCCUAACAUCGUUGUGACCGCAUCCGACAAGACAAUCCGAUGGCUCGACCUGCCUAGCCGGGCCUGCAUCCGACACGAAGUUCUUGAUGGAGACAUCAAGUCUUGCGAGAUGGUGUCACUGGAUCCCCAGUAUGCUUCCCCUACCGACAUUGGCGGCGGAUUGCCAGUUCUCGCUGUUGCUGCUGGAAAGACGGCGUACUUUUGGGGUGGCCGCAAUGCUAUGGACGAGCUCAAGCGCUUUCCUCUGAGCUACACUAUCGCUAGUGUUGCGCUCGACCUCAAGGGUCGUAAGCUAGUUGUCGGUGAGGAGCCCGGCACGUGGGCCAAGGUUAUCCGAUACGACGAUGGAAAGGAACUCGAUGUACACAAAGGACAUCACGGACCUAUCUGGUCAAUUGCAUUCUCGCCUGAUGGCAAGAUGUAUGCCACAGGAUCGGAGGAUGGUACCAUCAAGCUUUGGAAGAAUUGUGAGGGCUUCUACGGGCUCUGGCGCGGAGGCGGAGAGAAAGUUGCAGAAUAGGAACGCAGACUGAUCUCUACAUCCACGGACAAUUCGGAGGCUGAUGCUAAGUCCGAGUUCUCGUCUACUACAAAGGGUAGUAAGCGUGACAUGGCCAGUCGCGCGAGUCUCGGACGCUCAUUCAGAACUGAGAGCAGCGAGCACUCACACCGAACAGGCAGUCCUCUUGGCUACCUGUUCAACCAUCACUGGUGAUUAGCUGUUUAAUGGGGAGCUUGUUGACAGUUGAUAUACGCAUUUUGGAGGGAGAUUGAGAAGUUUUCUAUGUUAGACACGACACAGUUUAGUGGAGAUGGCCUCAGAGGCCGAUGAUGAGGGCAACAGAUUAAAUACCUAUCUACAGACGCUUUAAUACAAUAGUGUACUAUCAGCCGACUAGGUAUCCAGU